UGGGGAAAAACCUGGGACCUCAUGUGACCGUCACAUGGCAGUGCCAUUGGUGCCAUUGGUACCGUCGACUCCCAGGGGAAGCCAACUGCCAUUCCUUCCAGGAUAUGCUGCUCAAGAGGUCAAGUUCGGCACCAGCCGAAAGCCGCAGACUCUGAGCUUCGGCCCGGGGGGCUGCAUCGAUAGCUACCACAAGCUGAAGGUGCCCAGACUCAACUUGGCGAUUACGGAGAGGUUGAAGGACCCGUUCCAUCGAUAUGACAUGUCCUACAGGUCUCCGACUCAUGAAGAGCGUGACUUCAUAAAACAAUCGGCGCGUAACACCUUCCGACCACUCAACGAGCCAGCCUGGCUGAAACAUGACCGCCACGUGCUGAAAUUUGACGCCUACACGCAGGAUCGGAUGUUUGAAAGUACAAAGGAGACUUUCCGGAUACGUUGCUGUGUGAUUUACUUCUACCUGGAGGAUGGGACUAUGAUGGUAUCAGAGCCCAAAGUGGAAAACAGUGGAAUGGCUCAAGGAACUGUGGUGAAGCGUCACAGAAUACCCAAACCAAAAUGUUUGGGUGGUGGCACCUAUUCCUAUGAAGACUUUCGGGUGGGCUCAACCGUCAGCAUCUACGCGCAGAUUUACAAGCUGGUGGCUUGCGACGAGUUCACCCGCAAGUUCUAUUGGGACGCCAUGGGUGCUGUGCAGCCCGAUGACCAGGAGGCACCCAUCGAUUCCUUCCAAGCGAACAUGCAGGUGGACGAGGAGGCGAUCGCUGAGCGCAGCGCCACCUUGUCCGAAAGCAAAGAGUACCACCACUUGGCUGCUGGUGGGAAUCGGAAGAACCAGAAGCUGGAACAAUACCUGGAAAAUGACCGUAAGGUUCUUCGAUUUCACUGCUUCUGGGAUGACAUGACCAAGUAUGGGACGCGGAUGUACUACACCUUACAUUACUACCUGGCAGAUGACACUGCAGAGAUUCUGGAAAACAUGUCCAGGAACUCUGGCCGUGAUCCAUAUCCAACCUUUUGGAGAAGAUCUCCACUGCGAAAGAAUCCCAACAUCACAGCAACUCCUGGCAUGAUGGAACCAGAGCCGGUCAUCUACAAGCCUGAGGAUUUGGUGGUUGGCGAGUAUGUGAAUGUGCUGGGCCGCAACAUUUUCCUCUACGACUGUGACGUUUUCACUCGGGACUUCUACAAGCAGUACAUGGACUUUGAGCAGGGUUCCAUCAAGAUAGAACAGCCCAGACUUGUUCACACGAAGAUCAGGUAUCCGCCACACAUCGGCUUCGGGUCCGAGGAGGACUCCUUGGCCAGUUGCUUGCGACUUGCUCCGCGGCCUCCGCAGCGGGACAUGAAGAGGCUAAUUGCCGAUGCCGACAAGGUGAUGCGCUUUGAGGCAAAACUGGCAAACAACAUUCCUCAGGACGAGAAGAGGAGGUUUAUCGUUGCCGUCUUCAUGGCCGAUGAUAGCGUUGGAGUUUGGGAGUUGAAAUCCCGCAACUCUGGUCACGAUGAGGGCAAAUUUGCCAACAAGGCCAGGAGGAAAAAUCCUGCCACAGGGAGCUGGUUUUGCCAAGCGGACUUCUUCGUUGGUGCAAUCGUGGAGGUCAACGCCUCGCCCUUUCAACUGAUCUGGGCGGAUGAUGCCGCCUUCCUCCGCAUGGAGAGCCACCCUGCGCAGUUUCGCUAUGCGGAUACAUCUUUGGUGAUCCAGAAGCUGCGACCUGCGCGGGAGCUCCUAGAGAAGGUAGAGGGGCUUAUGGACUGGCGCAGCUUCCAGAGCCUGGUUCAGGACCAUGGCAUUCAGCUGGUGGAUCAUGAAACCAUCUCCCUUGCCCGAGCCCAUGGGCGGUAUCAAGGCCCGGCUCGAAAGGCUCAGAUUGAUCUGGGGAAGUUGCUAUUGGCCAUGGACGACCAAACGUGACGACCAUUUGGGGUCCAAUGAUUUGGGGGCUCAAAACCCAUGAUC
Molecule: messenger RNA, 1960 nt
Organism: Cladocopium goreaui
Lineage: Eukaryota; Dinophyceae; Suessiales; Symbiodiniaceae
Source: the annotation of a GenBank genome assembly